GGAAGGUGGCCAGGAUGAAUGUGAGAGUGGCGGCACGCGUGUGGCAUGCGGCGGCCUGCCAGGCCAGUGUGGCUGUGUGCGGGUUGGCAGGUGGACACGAGCAGUGCGCACACCGCCGCGCCGCGCCUCGCCACACAUGCAGCUGUUGGGGCCGGAGCUGCGGGGCCUCGUGGGCGGCGUGCUGGGCGUGGGCCGCGUGGUGGCGGCGGGGCUGGCGGGCCUGGCGGGGCUCGUGGUGGGGCCGCCCACACUGGUGCUCGUGGGCCUCGACUCGUCGGGCAAGACCACGGCGCUGCUGCGGCUCAAGUACGGCCACUACGUGAACACCGUGCCCACCGUCGGCUUCAACUGCGAAUGUUUGCGGGGCGGCGGCUGCUCCUGGGUGGCAUGGGACGUGGGCGGCGCUGAGCGCGUGUGACCCCUUUGACGCGCCUACACGCGCGGCGCCGACGCGGUGCUGUUCGUGGUGGAUGCCAGCAGCGGCAAGGAGCGGCUGGAGGAGGCGCGCCACGAGUUGCAAGUCCUGGUGCGUCGGCAAGCGGCACAGAGCGCCGCGCUGCGCCGCUCACGGCCGCCGCUGCUGGUGCUGGCCAACAAACAGGAUCUGCCGGGGGCCAGGACGCCCGCCGCCAUGGCUAACGCCCUCGGCCUGCACGACCUGCCCCCCGCCCAGCCCUGGGGCCUUGCACCCGCCUGUGCCGUCACCGGCGAGGGUCUGCCCGAGGCCAUGGACCUCCUGCGCCGCCUCCUCCUCAAGGCACGCCGGGCCUCGCUCUCACGGGGCUGACUUGCGGGUCACCCUGCCCAGCCCCGCACCAAACCCCUGGACUCCCGAGGCGUGAGGCGAUGGAGCCCGAGUACUCGUAUGGGGACAGGCGGGGAACUACAG
Messenger RNA from Eriocheir sinensis (Chinese mitten crab), 889 nucleotides. Its product is annotated as ADP-ribosylation factor-like protein 4C. NCBI's taxonomy places the organism in Eukaryota, Metazoa, Arthropoda, Malacostraca, Decapoda, Varunidae. The record is from RefSeq and is a predicted model, not a curated record. The transcript has a single exon. Gene Ontology annotation, cellular component: cytoplasm. Gene Ontology annotation, biological process: intracellular protein transport; vesicle-mediated transport. Gene Ontology annotation, molecular function: GTP binding; GTPase activity.